UCAAGAUAGUCUUGCUGGUGAACUACCUAUAAUUGUAUAUACUAUCGGAUGUACCAACUUCACACAGCACAUACGGUAUAAAACCACAAUUUCGACUAUUUAUGAAACGAGAUGUAUCAAACUGAAUUGGAAAACGUUGCCCUUUCACAAUUAAAUGCUGAAUCUGCUCAAGAAUUGCUCAAACAGUCUAAUGUUCAGGAACUACCCCAAGAGUUUAUGGCUAUAGCAAAGGACUUGAUAUCAGCACGUGAAGAUACAGUUGCGAAAAUAAAACUAAAACGCUGUGAAGAGAGACUGCUUGUUGAAGAGAUUGAAUUUUUAAAACAACGCAUAAACCGCUACGAAAUAUCGCCUGAAGUACUUGUUCAAAUGCGAAAAUGUGAAAUCAUUUUUUCCGAGUAUGAAAGGGUUUAUGAAGAGUGGAAACGCACAUGCGAAGAGAGAGAACGUGCACGUGAGCAGCGUUUGUGCGCUAUGCAGCAGUGUCACUAUUUGCAAGUCUAUUCAGUGGAUCUGCAUGAUUACUUAAACCAAAAUGUUCUUGAAGCGCUUUGUAAACUAGAUUCCAUUGUCACGAUUACUGAUGAAACCAAAGCUAGGACCUGUUUUUUGAAGUGUCUAGUUGAUCUUUGGCACUUCUGUGUGUCACGAUUUCGGAGACAAUUUGGAGCACACAUGAAAACGGUGCACGCUGAUUAUACGGACAAAAGAAAGCAGUUAAAAGAACUUCAAACAGAAUUAGAAAAUGCAGUGCGUCUUUCCAAUGUUCUAAAGAAGCAUAUUCCGACCAGGACCUUUUAGUUUUUUUUUAUUGAGCUCCUCAUUGCAUUUUUACUUCCUCCGUACUGCCAGCGAG
Molecule: messenger RNA, 856 nt
Organism: Schizosaccharomyces japonicus yFS275
Lineage: Eukaryota; Fungi; Ascomycota; Schizosaccharomycetes; Schizosaccharomycetales; Schizosaccharomycetaceae
Exons: 1
Coding region: 112-801 (229 amino acids)
Source: RefSeq, a predicted model, not a curated record